Molecule: messenger RNA, 4830 nt
Organism: Sphaerulina musiva SO2202
Lineage: Eukaryota; Fungi; Ascomycota; Dothideomycetes; Mycosphaerellales; Mycosphaerellaceae
Exons: 1
Coding region: 524-4249 (1241 amino acids)
Biological process (GO): positive regulation of establishment of bipolar cell polarity regulating cell shape
Cellular component (GO): plasma membrane of growing cell tip
Molecular function (GO): protein binding
Source: RefSeq, a predicted model, not a curated record
ACGCUACCUACCCGACCUCUUGCCUCCUACACGACGUCCACAGGAGGACGAGGCAGGCAGGGCAGGCAGCGGUCUCACACCUCCUCCACCACCGCUACCACCACCACAUUCACUCACUCACCCACAGUCUUUCGUUCUUUCAUUCUCACCACCCGCUCACCCAACUACCGCCACUCGUUCCUACUACUGCCUCCUACUGCUUGCCGCACCUCGCCUUCUGGCCACGGACACGUACCUCCUCCGCCACCGACACGGUCCGCUGCAGGUCGCCUCUGUCGAUACCUGUAGGCGAUUCAUUGAAACCCUCCGCAGCAUCGUAACGCGAGCGGUCGGUCAUGAGGUGCUAAGGUCGACAGACGCUCGCAUGCUUUGAUAUCCUAUCUUCAUUCUCGCAUUACUCCUGUCGCUGGCGCUACUCACGACAUCCACAUCGACAUCCGACAUCGACAUCAAAUAACACCACGACGACCCGCCUGCCACCACCUCGUUAGGCGCGCACACACAGCAGCAUCCAUCGCAUGCGAUGCGGAACAUCCUACAGCAGUUGCUCGCCCUCGGGCCAGAGCUUACUGCCUACAUCAUCACCACACCCAUUUUCCUCGGCCUGCCGCGCGCACAAGCAGCCGUCUUUGCACAGACCGCCGUACCAUCACCGAAUCUCGAUCUAUCGCAACUAGGCAGGGUCGCAGUGGGUGGAGACUUUGACAGCAUAUCACUCUACACGUAUCAAGGGCAGAAUGAGAACCAAUCCACCAACGGCAGUCAAUCGCUGCUUACGCGUUAUCCCGAUGGCGCUUUUCAGUCGUUGGCGCUCGCGGAUGCGGAUGCAACCAUAGCGGCCAUGUGCGCAUUCGUGUCGACGGAUGGCACGCUGAACGGAGUGGUUGUAGGAGGUAAUUUCACAAGUUUGGGAGGAGUAAGAGCAGAUGCCAUUGCGCUCUGGAACCCAUCGACAAAUGAGGUGACGGCGCUGGAUGGUCUGUCGGGAGGGCCUGUGAACGCCGUGUAUUGCGACAACGAUACUGGUACAGUAUAUGUCGGAGGGAAAUUCAUGGGAGGUAACUCAACGAAUGCUCUGGCUUGGACCAAUGGAUGGGUGAACCUACCCUUCGCUGGCUUCAACGGUCCUGUAAACACCAUUACGAAGACCAGUAAUAACCGCAUUGUCUUUGGCGGCAGCUUUACUGGACUUGGAAACAUGUCCACGCCGUCGACACCCGAUCAGCAGGCUAUCAACGUUGGCUCAGGGACUAUCACUGCAUCAGGAUCUUCGUCCACGUCUGGCUUCAGCGACCCUAACAAUAUCAUCUGCAAGACUGGUGCGCAGCAAGGAACCGGGAACACAUGGCUUCUCGCCGACAACACUGGAGGCUUUUGGCAGUCGUCCCUCGGCUUCGGCAUCAAUCCAACCAUGUUGCGACUUUACAACGCCGACUAUGAAGGACGUGGCACCAAGAGUUUCUACUUCGAGGAGAUGAAUGGUGGAGGCGUUCUCAACUUGACCUACGUCGAUCCAGUGACUGGCCAAAACGCUUCUUGCGUGAGAUUCUGUCCUUUACCACAAGGUAACACCACCGCGCAGGAUUUCCACUUCGAGCGGCCCAUUGGCCUAAGCGUCUUCCGCGUGUGGAUCACUGACUGGUAUGGCGCUGGCGCUGGUCUCAAUGGCAUCGAACUGUACUCCAAUGACAUCUACAACUAUGCAGUCAACAGUUUCAAUGCUCCUUCCUGCGUCGACACUGCUGCGCCCUCGGACUCGACUGCUCUGCCCGCCAAUGCCUGGACACAGGUUGCCAGUAAAGGCCUUACACCAGCCGACUUCCUUUCUACCACGAUCACCGACGCCGCAAAUGUAGGAGACGCGACAAAAGUUGUGUUCCAGCCCAACCUCCCGCAGUCUGGCAAUUACUCUGUCACGCUCUACACCCCUGGCUGCAUCCUGGACGGCACGUGCGCCACCAGGGGUAUGGUCGAUAUUACGGCCUCUUUGACAUCCAAUGGUUCGCCGGCUACCACGAGCAGUUAUCAGACCAAUAACUACGACAAAUUCGAACAAAUCUACUAUGGCUACAUUGACACCAAUGGUUUCGUCCCAACAGUCACUUUGGCACCAGCAGUCAACCAAGGAGUUCCACUUACGGUCGUUGCGUCGCGUGUCCGCUUCGAGCUCAUCUCCACCACUGGUGGCGUCGGUGGUCUCAAUGGUCUAUACGAGUACAACCCAGAUGAGGCGCAGACAAGCACCAACUACACUAGUUCGGCAAUCAAUCGUGCCGCCAUCUCGCUGGAUGCUGGAGCAAGCUUCGCUAGCAUUGCCGAGCACAAUGAUGUUUUGUAUGCUGCGGGAAGUUUCACUGGCAAGGGAUCGGCGAAUGUGAUGUCUGUCGCUGGCGACGAUGCUACUGCCCUUCCCCGCGGUGGGUUGAACGGAGAAGUCCUUGAUAUGUACCUGAACGACACCGUCUUGUAUUUUGGUGGCACUUUCAACAACACUGCGAUGGAACCCACCGAGGGAUUGAACAAUAUUGCUGCCUUCUCCAUUGACAGCAACGAGUGGUCUGCUCUGGGUGCAGGUGUCAAUGGUGCCGUGUUCAACAUUCUGCCUUUAACGAUGAACAUCACAAGCGAUAACGAGCAGCCUACGUUCGCUGUCAGCGGCAACUUCACUUCCGUGAAUGCGUUUGGCAACAAUGCUGCCUUCGAGUCGAGCGGGUUCGCUAUCUGGGUACCGAGUGAGAGCAACUGGCUUCACAACCUUGCUGGAUCUGACAGUGCCCUGAACGGUCGGCUCACCGCAUAUUCUACCGUGCCUGACAUGCAACCUGUAUACGGCGGCAUGAUCUCGUCCCAAGGGCUGGACUUCAGCGACGUGGUGGAGCUGGUUGGCUCUGGCUCUCCUGAAUUGCAGUCGCUUGGCAUUCAGCUCUCUACCAACCGCGACAACUCGAAUACCAGCACCGCCUCAGUCCGUAAGCGAGCUUUGUCCGACGACGUCUCCGGCACGAACUACACCGGUGUGUACGACGGUCUGUUCUACUCCGAGAGCAGCCUCAACAUUACCAUCCUCGGUGGAAGCUUCAGCACCAUGGCCAGCAAUGGCAGCACCAUUGAAAAUUUGAUCUUCAUCAACGAUACCGAUUCUUCUCAGUCUGUCAGCGGUGUUAGCGGUCUUGACUCGGACUCGAUCUUCGUCGCCAUGGAUACGUACGAGACAAUGCUGUGGGCCGGAGGUGCUAUCAACGGUACUGUGAACGGCAAUACUGCGACUGGCCUCGUUGUCUAUGACUUGUCUGCCAACAGAUACGCUGCUCCCCACCCACCGGCGCUUGGGGGCGAGAAUGUUGUCGUCAACGCAAUCACAGCGCAGCCUGAUGGUACUGAUGUGUAUGUUGGCGGAGACUACUCUACCGCCGGUUCACUUCCGUGCGGGCCCCUCUGCUACUACGACACUGAAGCAUUACAGUGGCAAAGCACUGGGAGUGGUCUUUCGGGUGUCGUGUAUGCCAUGAUGUGGUCCUCCAAUACAAAAUUGAUCAUCGCCGGCAAUCUCACGAUCAAUAACAACAUGACAACAAUGGCCACAUACGACACCAAAGCGCAGACCUUCACCGCAUAUGAGGGAGCUUCCAGUCUUCCGGGUCCGGUGUCCGCGAUAUCUGCCGUGGACAACGCGUACAAAGAGCUGUGGGUUAGUGGCAUCUCCAGCACAAACCAGUCCGUGUUUUUGAGCAAGUACAAUGAUGGCACAUGGACUGGCGCUUCUGGUCUGGGUGACUCGACGUCUAUUCGCAAACUUCAGAUUAUGCCUCUGACAUCAAACCACGCCAGCAGUGACCUGGUCGCGGACGACCAGGUGCUCAUGAUUCUUGGCAACAUCAACAUUCCUGAGCAAGGCAACGCGAGCGCAGUUCUCUUCAACGGCACCAUGUACGAACCGUACAUCCUGACUAGCAUGGACAAUGGAAGUCAGGGCAGUUUGUCUGCAAUUUUUGUCCAGAAUCCGCAGAACUUUAUGACCAGUAAGAAUCAUGGUCUUGCGCUUGGCGUCAUUGUAGCAAUUGGUCUGGCGAUCGCCCUUGCCAUCACUGGCUUGGUCAUCUUGCUGGGCAUCUUGCUUGAGCGACGCAGACGACGCAUCGAAGGUUAUGUGCCGAUAACAGCGGACAAGAGCGCGAAUGUGAACCGGCUGCCGCCUGAACAGCUCUUCUCGAAGCUGGAAGGAGGCGGCCAAGCAGCGCCGAGGGUUUAGAAGCUCCCCAGCGCUGCGCGUGUGCCCAGAUGUGCCCAUCUCAGGUCUCGAGGGCUCAAGAAAGCCAGCAGCGUCACGCCGUCAUGAUCACGAAUAUCACCAGAGCCGGCACUUUUUGGACCGACAUGUGUUGGGUCCAAGAAAAUUUGAUUGUUUUAACGUCGCCAACACGGAGGGGUGGGGGUGAUGCAUUGAUUGCACAAACAAAGAUACCACUUUUGUUACUGUAGGCCGCGAGCCUUCAUUUUGUUUAUUGCUGUUUAGGAGAGGAUUUCUCUCUCGUCCCGGUGUGCUGCAUAUGCGUACUGUGCGUUUUACUUGUCAUCUGAGUGGGUUGGGAAGCAUAGCACGGCCGUUGCAACACAUACACUAUCUCCGUGAGUGGCUGAUGGCUUGAGCAGCGCUCUGAGUUCGUACACACACUACACUGUCAUGGAAGUGUUAAUAGGAUCAGCCACUAAUGUAUAUGGUGCAAUGCUUGGGAGAAGUCGAGUUGGAUCAGGAGAGGGUGAGGAGACUGGGGGGAAACAGCUGGAGAUUGAGCAAGUAGACAGACAGGAGACGCAAUGUGAAUGAGAGAG